Molecule: messenger RNA, 645 nt
Organism: Entrophospora candida
Lineage: Eukaryota; Fungi; Glomeromycota; Glomeromycetes; Entrophosporales; Entrophosporaceae
Source: the annotation of a GenBank genome assembly
AUGACUUUUGCAACAGAAACCACAAUUUCUAAAGUUACAAACCCAAUUUCUUUUGAACAUUCAAAUUAUAUUCAGAAUCAAAAUUAUUAUCAUCAUAAUAAUGGCGGCGGUAUCAAUAGAGCGCUAUCGUAUCAAUUUCAUCGUCGUCACUCAGAAAAAAUAGUUUUACCAUCUCUUCAACAAAUUACCACUUCUUCACUUAAUAAUCAUGACAACAUCAAUAACAAUUCAACUUCCAGGUCAUCGCCAUCAUCAACUACUUCAACUGACUAUUUAGAUUCUGAUCCAAUAAACUUGCCAACUCCUUUAAGUUCUCCAAAUCCUGCAUUGUUGUUAUCUGCGCUUCAAACACCAAAUAACAUCAAUGACCUUAUGAUGAUGCCUUUAUCGUUGCAAGAACGUAGAGAAAGAAAUAAAGUAGCCUCCGCAAAAUAUAGAGCCAAAAAACAUAAACAAAAUGUUGAAAUGAAUUUUGCAAUAAACGAAUUGAAACAAGAAAAUAAUACCUUGAAAAGGCAAGUCGACGAAUUGAAAUUGGAAAAUCACGAUUUAAAAGAUUUAAUUGAUAAACUCAAAAGCAAAUUGGUCGAAGGAAAAAUACUUAAACAAAAACUAAUCGCAGUCAAUACAGAUAAUCCAUUUUGA